Panthera uncia (snow leopard) is the source of this 3978-nucleotide messenger RNA. RefSeq names its product collagen type XVIII alpha 1 chain (gene COL18A1). Bases 33 to 3908 code for a protein of 1291 amino acids. NCBI's taxonomy places the organism in Eukaryota, Metazoa, Chordata, Mammalia, Carnivora, Felidae. The record is from RefSeq and is a predicted model, not a curated record. The transcript is spliced from 29 exons. Gene Ontology annotation, molecular function: protein binding.
GCCCGCGGGCCCCGGCCGAGCGCACUGCACCGAUGGCUCGUGACCCCGGCGGCCGCCGGGGCCUUCUGCUGCUGCUGCUGCUGCUCACCUAUGGCCUCGCGGCCGCCCAGGUUGACCUACUGAACUGGCUGUGGGCCCCUAGGACCGCUGGGCCCACGGUGGAACCGGCCUCCGCACCCCCGCGCAGCCCACACGUGCAGCCCACGGAGGAGACCGCGGCUCGCGUGGCCCCCCGGGAUGACCCCACGGAGCAGGGGGGAGCCCCUGCCAGCCCUGAGCCGCCCCCGGGGAGGCUGGAGACCGGCCGGGACCCGGCUUCCGCCGCACCCACUGCCUCCACGGCGGGCCCGGACACGAAGGAGGAGAACAUCGCCGGCGUCGGAGCCAAGAUCCUGAACGUGGCCCAGGGCAUCCGCAGCUUCGUCCAGCUGUGGGACGGCACCACUCCCAGCCAGAGCUCCACCGGGGCGGAGACGCCAGCCCCUGGGACCCCCACGGCCCCCCUCACCCUCCCGGGGCCCUCCGGCGUCCCGCCGGAGGACGGGACCACUCUCUGGCUGAGCAGUAGGGCCCUGACCUCUCCGGACACCCAGAGGACCGAGGCUGGCACCCUGCCAGGGCCCACCCAGCUGCCUCCCUCCCCCGGCGGGCCCCGGGCACCGCUCAGGGAGCCCUCGGUGCCGCCAUCUUCUCCAGGUAGAGCUUCUCUCUCCUCUGUGCCGGGCGGGACCCCUCCCCGGGGGACACAGCCGUCCCCGGGGCGGCCCCACGGUCUGGACGGCGGAGGACCCUCCCCCAUGGCAGCCCGUGCCCGCCGGCAGCGCCGACUCACUGACAGCCGCAGGCCCGCGCCACAUCUGCUUCCGCUGGUGACGGGUCUCCCGGGCGCCCACGCUGCCCCCUUGGCUCUGUCCUCUGACCUCCCCGCCCCGGUGUCUCCGAUCCCACUCCCCGCUGUCACCGGGGACAAGGGUGCUUGGGCUCCUCACGUGGCUAACUCUGUGGGGCUUGGUCUCGCUAAUAACUCCGCGCUGCCCGGGGCUGACCUGCCGACCCCCACCGGCCGCUGCCUGCCCCUGCCACCCUCCCUGCCGGUCUGCGGUCACCUGGGCAUCGGGCGCUCCUGGGUGCCCAACCACCUCCGGCACGCCAGCAGCGAGGAGGUGCGGGCCGCCGCGCGGGCAUGGGGGGCCCUCCUCCGGACGCACUGCCACCGCUUCCUCGCCUGGUUCUUCUGCCUGCUGCUGGCCCCGCCCUGCGGUGCUGGCCCGCUGCCCGCCCCUCCGCCCUGCCGCCAGUUCUGCGAGGCCCUGGAGGAUGCGUGCUGGAGCCACCUGGACGGGGGCGGGCUGCCGGUCACCUGUGCCUCGCUCCCGGCCCAGGAGGACGGGGUCUGCGUGUUCAUUGGGCCGGGUGCAGAGAGCCUGGGCACGGAGGUGGGGCUCCUGCAGCUGCUCGGAGAGCCGCCGCCCCAGCAGGUCGCCCAGGUGGACGACCCUGACGUCGGGCCGGCCUUCGUCUUCGGCCCGGAUGCCAACAGCGGCCAGGUGGCCCGGUACCACUUCCCCAGCCCGUUCUUCCGCGACUUCUCACUGUUCUUCCACGUCCGGCCCGCCACCGAGGGCGCGGGGGUGCUGUUCGCCAUCACGGACGCGGCCCAGGCGGUGGUCUCCGUGGGCGUGAAGCUGUCGGCCGUGCGUGACGGGCAGCAGCACAUCCAGCUCCUGUACACCGAGCCCGGCGCCACCCGCACCCGCACGGCCGCCAGCUUCCGCCUGCCCGCCUUCACCGGCCAGUGGACGCGCUUCGCACUCAGCGUGGACGGCGCGACCGUGGCGCUGUUCGUGGACUGCGAGCUGUUCCAGAGGGUGCCCUUGGUGCGCUCCCCGCGGGCCCUGGAGCUGGAGCCCGGCGCCGGCCUCUUCGUGGCCCAGGCUGGAGGAGCAGACCCCAGCAGGUUCCAGGGAAGGAUCGCGGAGCUGAGGGUGCGCGGAGACCCCCGGGUGAGCCCCCUGCAUUGUCUAGAGGAGGACGACGAGGACAGCGGUGGGGUGUCUGGAGACUUCGGGAGCGGGCUGGAGGAGAACCGGGAGCUUCUCAGGGAGCAGUCGGGUCUGUCCCCAAAGCCCAGCCUCCCCGAGGCGCCACCGGUCACUUCUCCGCCCUUGGCUGGAGGCAGGAAUGUGGAAGAUUCCAGAACUGAAGAAAUUGAGGAAGAAACCACGAUGUCUUCGUUGGGAGCUCGGACCCUCCCCGGCUCAGACACCGUCACCGCAUGGAGCCUUCGGAGCCCUGGGGGCGGCCCGGAAGAGGGUCCCGCAGGCUCUGCAGUACAGAGCCCCGAUGCACAGCCUGUACCCGGGCCACAGGGCCCCCCGGGCCCCCCAGGGCCACCAGGGAAGGAUGGUGCUCCCGGAAAGGACGGUGAGCCGGGCGAUCCUGGUGAAGACGGGAAACCUGGUGACCCUGGGCCACAGGGCUUCCCCGGGACCCCAGGAGACAUGGGCCCCAAGGGCGAGAAGGGGGACCCUGGGGUUGGGCCAAGAGGACCCCCAGGACCCCAAGGGCCUCCGGGGCCACCAGGACCCUCCUUCAGACACGACAGGCUGACCUUCAUUGACAUGGAGGGGUCCGGGUUCGGCGGUGACCUGGAGAGUCUCCGAGGCCCGAGAGGCUUCCCCGGCCCCCCGGGGCCCCCCGGCGUCCCAGGCCUGCCCGGAGAGCCAGGCCGCUUUGGGAUGAACAGCUCCGACGUCCCAGGCCCCGCAGGCCUUCCUGGAGUGCCUGGGCGGGACGGGGCCCCCGGGCUUCCUGGCGCCCCGGGACCUCCAGGUCCUCCAGGAAGAGACGGGGGACCAGGAAAGACUGGCCAGAAAGGCAGCCCCGGCGAAGCGGGCGCCCCGGGACCUAAGGGAAGCAAGGGGGACCCUGGCCCCACUGGCGCUCCUGGGGAGACUGGCUUGGCAGGAGCCCCCGGACCAGCUGGACCACCAGGGCCCCCCGGGCCCCCCGGGCCUCCAGGACCAGGACUUGCCGCGGGGUUUGAGGACAUGGACGGCUCUGGGGGACCCUUCUGGUCAACUGCUCACGGAGCCAGCGGGCCACAGGGACCACCAGGCCUGCCCGGGAUCAAGGGGGACCCUGGAAUAGCCGGACCACCGGGCGCCAAGGGAGAAGUCGGAGCCGAUGGACCUCCCGGGUUCCCCGGCCUCCCUGGCAGAGAGGGCACAGCCGGAGCCCAGGGACCCAAAGGAGAAAAAGGGACCCAGGGAGAGAAAGGUGACCCAGGGAGGGAUGGAGUGGGGCAGCCUGGCCUCCCCGGACCCCCCGGGCCCCCAGGACCCGUCGUCUACGUGUCGGAGCAGGACAGAGCGGUGGCAGGCGUGCCGGGACCCGAGGGCCGGCCGGGGUACGCGGGCUUUCCUGGACCGGCCGGGCCAAAGGGAGAUCUGGGCUCCAAAGGCCAGCGGGGCCCCCCGGGACCCAAGGGCGAGAAGGGCGAGCCGGGCCCAGUCUUCAGCCCCGAUGGCAGCACGCUAGGCCCUGCCCAGAAAGGAGCCAAGGGAGAGCCCGGCUUCCGAGGACCGCCGGGUCCAUAUGGACGGCCGGGGCACAAAGGGGAGAUUGGCUUCCCUGGGCGGCCGGGUCGCCCCGGGAUGAACGGACUGAAAGGCGAGAAAGGGGAGCCAGGACAUGCCAGCGUCGGCUUUGGUGUGAGGGGCCCACCCGGUCCCCCGGGGCCUCCAGGACCCCCAGGCCCUCCCGGGACUCCCGUCUAUGACAGCAACGUAAGUACCCCCACCCCCUCCUCACAGGCCCUAUCCACCAGCCACCCCCUGGAGGGGUCAGCCUCUCCCAGGGAGGGGACACCCCAAUUUCUGGCAGGGGGCUGGCCAGUACUCCAUUAGAAAACAAACCCCACCUGGGGAAGUGAGGGCUCUCUGCAUCUGGGAGCCUGAACCUCGAGCCGUGUGGUCC